Messenger RNA from Oryza sativa Japonica Group (Japanese rice), 872 nucleotides. RefSeq lists its product as uncharacterized. Gene Ontology annotation, molecular function: polysaccharide binding. Lineage: Eukaryota; Viridiplantae; Streptophyta; Magnoliopsida; Poales; Poaceae. The record is from RefSeq and is a predicted model, not a curated record.
UCCGUGUCACUACCUAGCUCCUGCAUGCUCUGCUUGGGCGAACUAGCUAAGCUAGCUGCUACACCACACCAUGGUGAUUCCUGGUCCGUUCUUCCGUCGCUCGACUGCCCUGCAAGUUUUCUCUGUCCUGUGUGUGCUUCGAUUUGUCGUCCCAGAUCCGGAUAUAGAAUGGCCUUUAAUUCAUGGAAUACCUGCAUGCCCUCCGUUCACCUGCGGCCAUCUUAGCAAAGUCGCGUCUCCUUUCCACCGGCGAGGCUACGAGUGCGGUGUUGCAUCGUAUGAGCUGACUUGCACCGAUGACAAGGCUACAAUUCAGAUCGACAACGGAACAUACUUUGUGACAGGCAUCGACUACAGUGAUUCCACCUUCUGGGUUGUCGACGCCAACAUCUCGGAUUCACGUAACAAUUGCCCUCUUCCUCGCUGGAAACGCAUUCCUUAUUACUAUGAUGAUGUUAGUAGUGACGACGAAGAAUCAUCGCCAUACAACAUCCAAGUCGAAUUGGACCCUGCUUCACGUUGGUGGUCUUUCUUUGUCAACUGUUCCAAGGAAAUAAACAACAAUGUUAUGUACAGUCCUGUUGCUUGCAUGGGCACCAGCAGCUCCUUCGUUUAUGUCUUGACUGGCAGAUUGUCCUGUUACAUUGAAAACCUCGAGCCUUCCUGUGGUUACCUAGCCAUGACUCCUUUGGAUGGUAUGGGUCGUGUAGCACCAGCAGUUGAUAGCUUAAGUUAUGAAGACGUAGUAAAAUUCAUGAGGAAAGGAUUCCGCGUCCAAUUUCCUUUCAGACACCAUAGAAAUCGAAGCUUCAAGGAUUGCCUAAUGGAGUCGAUUCCGUGAGUUCCUGAUCUUGACAUAAUAUCUGAUUGCA